Metopolophium dirhodum (rose-grain aphid) is the source of this 4091-nucleotide messenger RNA. It is a transcript of the gene Gprk2, whose product is annotated as G protein-coupled receptor kinase 2. The transcript has 14 exons. Bases 1163 to 2932 code for a protein of 589 amino acids. Gene Ontology annotation, molecular function: G protein-coupled receptor kinase activity; ATP binding. The record is from RefSeq and is a predicted model, not a curated record. Gene Ontology annotation, cellular component: cytoplasm. Gene Ontology annotation, biological process: regulation of signal transduction; signal transduction; protein phosphorylation. NCBI's taxonomy places the organism in Eukaryota, Metazoa, Arthropoda, Insecta, Hemiptera, Aphididae.
CUACAACACGGAGAGCAGUUCGAUGUUUUGCGCCUACGGCCGUAAUCGGACCGUCCCGACGGCCGGCGCGCGCGCGCGCAAACACACGCACAAUCUGCGGUGAGGGCGGCGGCGGCAGCACCAGCUAGCACCACGGUAGGAACCGGGAACGCGGCGCGCGGGCACUAGCGUCGACGACGUCAACGCGUGCACUGUUCGUUCACUUCGCUGGUAGUCUCUCUCGCGCGCGCGGGGUGGAGGAAGCCGUGCUAUAUACAUAGCCGCCGCCGACCACGACGACGACGAAGAUCGGCCGCGCCAGUGUUCAUUCGAAAAAAAAAUAACACAAUAAAUACUGUUAUCAAUCGCCGCCGACUGUUACUAUUUUACGACUACCACUACAACUGCUAUUUAGUAGUAUUUUUAUUAAUAAUAAUAUAAUAUUAUAAUAUUAUCGUCAUUCGUUUUUAUAUUAUUAUUAUUAUUAUCAUCGUCAUAAUAAUAAUAUAGGCAACCGCGUGAGACGUCUGACGUAGUAGUUGUAGUAGUUGUAAGUAGGCUGCUGGCAGACAGGUAGGUAGGCGCACACGUCUUUUCUCGAACGACGCGUACCUGCUGCCGCUAGUCGUACCGCCGUCGCCGUCGACGCGUAUCUCGAGCAAUCGGCUGUUGGUAACCGACCACCGAUUUGCCGUCUCCGUUACACUAUCGUUACGUCUUGUUCGGUGCGUUGUGAUAACAAAGUAAAAUAAUAAUAAUAAAUUUAAUUUAAUCUAAAUUUUGAUUUUUGGCACAUAUUAUUGUCAUUGUCAUUAUGUGUGUCCGCGUACACGUCCGUUUAGAAUAGUUAUUGACGGCUGUUAGGCGUGUACGGGCGAGAAAGAUACAAUUUGAUCCGCGCGAAGUGGAGGUGAGCGAAGCCAGGAAAAAAAUCAACACGCAAACCGGAAGAUUUUGUCGGGGGCGCGCGCGCACACACACGCACACGCACACACGACUCGGUCGCGCACACGUUCACACGUAAUAAUAUAAUAUUAUUAUACGUACGCUGUCAGAUAUUUACGCACACGCACAUACAUUGGCGGCGCGCGGACACGAAGACGUCGAAAACGGUUAACGGUGUCAUUGAUGGGAAGUGGUGGACGUCAGCCCGGGCAUCCGGAAAUCAGCCAAACUGGAACUGAUGGAAUUAGAAAACAUUGUUGCCAAUACCGUGUACCUCAAAGCAAGAGAAGGUGGUACAGAUAGCAAUAAAGGGAAAAGUAAAAAAUGGAAAAAAAUCCUCCAAUUCCCACAUAUAUCUCAGUGUGUUGAUUUUAAACCACUAAUAGAUAUGAAAUACAGCUAUAUUAUAGAUCAACAGCCAAUUGGCCGGUUACUAUUUCUUCAAUUUUGUGAAGAAGAACGACAUGAAUUUCAUCGCUACAAUGUAUUUUUAGAUUCUAUUGAUAAAUAUGAAAUAGAAUCUGAUGAAAAUAGAAUAGAACUAGCAAAAAUACUUUAUGAUAGAUAUAUAAGAAGAGACGCAGUUAAUGCAGUGGACGUACUAAGCGAAGACAUGAUAGUUAGAUGUCGGCACCAGUUAGACUCUGCUCAUAGAGAGUUAUUUACUGAUUGCUCAACUGCCGUGAAAUCGUUCUUAGCGGGUCGUCCAUUUAGUUUGUUUGAAUCUUCAAUGUAUUUCCAUAGGUAUUUACAAUGGAAGUGGUUAGAAAGGCAAACUGUUACAUACAAAACAUUCCGCAUGUAUAGAGUACUUGGUAAAGGUGGUUUUGGAGAAGUUUGUGCUUGUCAAGUCAGAGCAACUGGUAAGAUGUACGCUUGUAAAAAAUUGGAAAAGAAACGGAUUAAAAAACGAAAAGGUGAAGCAAUGGUUUUAAUUGAAAAACAAAUCUUACAAAAAAUUAAUUCUAAAUUUGUGGUUAGUUUAGCUUAUGCUUAUGAGACAAAGGAUGCACUGUGUUUAGUAUUGACUAUUAUGAAUGGUGGAGAUUUAAAAUUUCAUAUUUACAACAUGGGCUCAGAACCUGGUUUUGAUAUUUCAAGAUCACGAUUCUAUGCCGCUGAGGUAUUAUGUGGCUUAGAACAUUUACAUGUUCAAGGCAUAGUAUACAGGGAUUGUAAACCAGAAAAUAUACUUUUGGAUGACGCAGGGCAUGUUCGCAUAUCUGACCUUGGUUUAGCAAUGGAGAUACCUGAAGGUGAAUCAGUCAGAGGGAGAGUAGGCACUGUUGGUUAUAUGGCACCUGAAGUAAUUGAUAAUGAAAAGUAUACAUAUAGUACAGAUUGGUUUAGCUUUGGAUGUUUAGUAUUCGAGAUGAUUGAAGGUCAAGCUCCAUUUAGAGCUCGGAAAGAAAAAGUUAAACGUGAAGUAGUUGAUCGAAGAGUAAAAGAAGAACAAGAAAAAUACUCUCAUAAAUUUACUGAAGAAGCAAAACUACUGUGUAAACAACUAUUGAAAAAGUCUCCAAAGUCAAGACUUGGUUGUCAUUAUGGUCGUUACGGUGCUAGGGAAGUGAAACAGCAUGAGUUUUUUAAGACCAUGAACUGGAAAAGACUUGAAGCUGGUGUAGAAGAUCCUCCGUUUCUUCCAGAUCCCCAUGCUGUAUAUGCCAAGGAUGUAUUAGAUAUAGAGCAGUUUUCUACUGUCAAAGGAGUGAAUUUAGAUGCUACAGAUGAUACAUUUUAUACAAAAUUCAAUACAGGAUCAGUGUCUAUACCGUGGCAAAAUGAAAUGAUCGAAACUGGUUGCUAUAAAGAACUUAAUGUAUUUGGGCCAAAUAAAUCAAGAUCGCCUGAUUUAGUUUUAGAUUUAAUGCCAGAACCUGAAAAGACUGGUUGUUUUCCAUUUAGUAGAAGAAAAACACAAUCAGCUAGAUCAAAGCCAGUUCCUAUUAAGGAUCAAUGUUUUCUUAAUAAACAAAAUAAAAUUGCCGACGAAAUCCCAAGUUGAUGGAAUAUCACAUCUAUAGAGUAUAGAGUCUAGGUGAUUUAAUGCAUUACCACUGAUCCUACAGUCCUUUAAUUUUUUUCCUCGCUAAAAUCUAUAAAUUGACAAAAUCUGUUUGUAAUUCAUUUUUAUUUUCUUACAAAAACUUUAAAUUAAUAAAUAUUUAAUCAAAGGUGUAUGACAAAAGAAAAUAAGAAAAGAAAAACAAUGAAAUGUGAAAUUUUGCAAUAAUAAAUGAGGUUAAAAGUUUUUUUUUAUACUCUUUAAUCUAGUACAUUCAAUCUUCAUUGUUUUUUUUUUUCUUUAAUAAUGUCUACAACAAUUUAUAUCUUUUCAAACGUUUUAGUCAGCAAUCUAAGUCAGAUAACAAUUUGUCAUUCUGGAAUUUGUUUGAUGAUUUUUUUUCUUUGAUAUAUUGUUUUAUGUAUUUUGGAAUGGCAAGUUGUAAUUUUGAUGGACUUACUGGCUAGUAAAUUAAUCAUAAAAUUAGUAUUUUUUAAAUGUAUAACAUAAUUACUUAGGCUGUUGAUAAAGUGAUAUUGUUUAAUAUUUUUAAGUUUUUAAUUAACUUUAAUUUUAAACAUUGUAUAAUCAGACUAAAAUACGCAUAAAAAUGGCUGUAAUGUGGCCACUCAAUUUUAACCUACUUAAAACGCUACAAAAUGUCGAUUUCUUUGUCUUCCCAUUUGGUUUUAAAUUUUAUUAUAAAUAACUAAUUUUUAAACCAUUAUAAUGUUACUGUUAACAAUCGUUAUAUAAAGUACAAAUUGGAAGAAAACAUUUUUCUAGCUACCAUGUAUAAAGUUUACUAAACAUUAAGGUUUUCUUUGAAUGGUCUAAAUAAUGUAUUCAAAUAUUACCAAUCUCUUAAGUUAAUGUACACGUGUUUCGUUAUUCUGUAUAGUUACUUUUUUAGUCUUCCAUAAAUAAUUGAUUACAACUUAAAAAUAAAUUUCAUUUAUUUUAAAUCUAAGUUUGAAUAUUAUAGCAAUAAUUGCUAAAGUAUUUUUUACAAUUAUUGUAAAACUUUUAAUUAUAACGUGUUUAAGAUUAAAAAAUCGCGUGUAGCAAAAAAAACAAUCGCAAUAAAUAUAAAGACGAAUAUACCUCUAACAGGCAGCUGAUUUAGUUAAUAUUUUGCUGACUCUUGCCAUUUUAUAUA